GCACAAGUUGGGCCUCAGACAAGCGCAUCAGUACAGAAGCCACGGGCCCACAAGCGCAUCACUGAGUUCUUCCUCCUCCGGUUCGGCCAGAACGCAGCGCCUCGCCUCGUCCCUUCCCAGCCGCCGAGCCACCGCUACCGGUGCCGCGCCACCCAUCAUCCUUCCCCAAACCCACCGCAGGGGCGCGGGUGGUACAAGGGUCCCAGGGUUCGGUUCGCUGGGGCCGGCGCUCGACCUCCGGCUAGCCCCGACGGUAGUGGCUCCGGGUCGGUAAACCCUACUCUGCCCGAACCCGUCUCGAAGCCACCGACGUCGACUCCGAUGGCGUCCUUCCGGCCGCCGCCCACGCUUCCUCCAGAUACCCUGACUACCUCCCCCGCAUCUCCGCCGCCUCUGCAUCAGCAUCAGCAGCCGGGGUCCGCUCCGGCGGCGGCAACGCUGCUAGUGCGGCACCUCCCGGAGGCGAUCACUCAGGAGAUGCUCUCCCGCCUCUUCUCCCAUUACGGGGCCACGUCCGUCCGCCCCUGUGCCGGUGGAAAGUUGAGGAAUUGUGCAUUUGUAGAUUUUAGGAAUGAGGCAGCGGCCAAUCAAGCACAUUCUCUGUUGAACAGAUUGAGGUUCCUCGGGAGAGUGUUAAUAGUUGAGAGAGCAAACCAGCCAAAUGCAAAGAAUACGCAUGUGAUACAUCAGGAUCAAUUACCGCAUGUGGCUACCCAGGUAUCAAGUAUGAGUUCCCUUAAUCAGAAGAAUCCUACAUCGACGGCUGAACCAAUUGCACCUAAGCAUGGUGUGGACUAUCCAUUUCCUCCUCACCUUGAGUAUGCAUAUCCACUGCCAGAUGGAAACAUAUUGACAAAUAUUGUCAAUGCUCUCAUUGCAGUUCCACGAUUCUACACCCAGGUGUUGCAUUUGAUGAACAAGAUGAAUCUUCCGGCUCCAUUUCGGAUGGCAUUGCCAACUCCACCGCUACCAUCACAAGUGCCAGCUCCUCAUCCAUCGCCACCACCGCAACCUUCUACGACAGAGGAACUUCAUCAGGCUGAUUUGUCUAGUGAUGAGUCUGAGUUGGAAUCAUCUGAUGAAGAUGUUGACAAAUGGAAAAGUAAGCGUGCGAAGCAUGAAGCAAUUGUUGGUCCUGCAGUUGAUAAAAGCGUCGCUCAUGAAGCAGUUGGGUUGAAACCUGCUUCAUUAGUUUCUAAUGAACUUAAAGUGAUAAAAAAGAAAAACCCAGUACUUCAGAUCAAAAUUGCACCUAAGUCUACAUGGAAGGAAUCUCUUGUUCAAAGUACUACUGACAAGGAAUCUGCAUCAACAAAUGAACAACUUGAAGAAAAAUAUUUUGUCACACCUCAGGAAAUAGAGGAAGGGAAAUUACCACCAGAGGAGAUUUUGUCCCUUCCUAUGUUCAAGAAUUACACUCCAGGGAAUCCUGCCACUGUAUUAUACAUUAAGAACUUGGCAAAGGAUGUCAUUCAUGAUGACUUCUACUAUGUCUUUGGGUCUCUCUUCGAAAGCAUGGACAAUGCAAGAUCUGGUCUAAGUAUCAAGUUAAUGCAGGAGGGACGGAUGCGUGGCCAAGCCUUUGUGACAUUUCCCACGAUCGAACUUGCUCAAUGUGCACUGAAUCUUGUUCAUGGCUAUGUGUUCAAAGGCAAACCGAUGAUCAUACAAUUUGGUAGAAAUCCUGCUGCCAGCAAAGCUUCCUAGGAUGAGUUGCUUUUCUUCGUUCCAAAUUUUGACGCAUUUAGAAGUUGGUAGGGAUUGAAAAGUGGCGACCAGAGGUUGUGGGUAUCUGUUUCAGGUAUCUGCAGGCUGGAAUAUGUGUUUCACAAUUGGGUUGAGGUUGGUUUGAUUGAAUCUUUACAGAGUGUAAUUGGCUAAUUUCUUUACUUUUUCACUAGAUGUUUAGCAAGGAAGAACAUGGGUUGUUUCAGUUCACCUACCAUUAAAUGUGACUGCUGGUUGUGUUGUUCGGCUUUAGAAUUUUGUGGAGAUCUGAAAGAGAAUGCAAGGAUUGGGGACCUUUGGUUGCGUUGUUCAAUGUGUAACACUCCCCAUCAGCUGGUAAAAUUUCUGAGCUGAAAUGAUACAGUGGGGUGUUCUUAAGAAGGGUGAAGAGCUAGUGAUUCAGACAUGGUGCAGAUACAGGUUUUGCAGUGGUUCUGUUCUGUGGUCUGAAAACAAUCACAUCAGUGGGAAAAUAGGAGCUCAAUGUUUGUCA
Phragmites australis (common reed) is the source of this 2221-nucleotide messenger RNA. RefSeq names its product U11/U12 small nuclear ribonucleoprotein 65 kDa protein-like. The record is from RefSeq and is a predicted model, not a curated record. Gene Ontology annotation, biological process: mRNA splicing, via spliceosome. Gene Ontology annotation, molecular function: pre-mRNA intronic binding; U12 snRNA binding. Lineage: Eukaryota; Viridiplantae; Streptophyta; Magnoliopsida; Poales; Poaceae. Gene Ontology annotation, cellular component: U12-type spliceosomal complex. The transcript has 11 exons. Bases 322 to 1707 code for a protein of 461 amino acids.